CGGAGAGGGGAGCAGCCAAGUGCGUCGCUGCCUCGCGGUCACCUGUACGUGAAACUGACACCUGUUGCCAUCGGGUUUGAAAAAGACAACGCUCGUAUUUCAGGUAGUUUGCAGCGCCACAAAGGAACAGGCCUUUUCGUUUUUUCCAGACAGUGACUUGCUUUCCACACGGAGCAAACUGAGGCACAAAUUGGACUAAAAUAAAAACCACGUACGAGGGAUGUGUUUUUAAUAAGGAAAUCUACCAGCAACCAGCAGUACCCGUGCUACAGAUUGAACAUGUUGCAGGUUAUAUGAGUGACAGAUAUGGGGUCAGCAGGAUCAUAUUUGCAGACUUUCACUGUGCUGGCAGUUUCUUGCCUAUUUUUGGCCACUGAAGAUGUGAGGUCAGAGGUGCGUGGAAAGGUUGGAGGUGUGGUGGAACUGGAGUGUGGUUUUCCUCCAUCAAACCCAGCUGCUGUGUCCACUGCAUCCCUACAUGUGGUAGAAUGGGUUCGACAGGGACUUGACAUCCCUGUCCUCAUUAAAUUUGGAUCCUACGCACCUCGUGUCCAUCCACAAUAUGAGGGGCGGGUGUCUCUGGUUAGAAUCAUCGCCCUGAGGCUGGAGGGUCUGCAGCUGGAUGACCAGGGCUUGUAUGAGUGUCGAAUUCUCUUGCUAGAUAAACCAAAAGAUGAGCCUCAAAACGGCACCUGGACUCUACUGUCUGUAACUGCCCCACCCACCUUCACAGAAGCCCCGCCUCCUGUGGUGGAGGUUCUGGUUGGAGGUCACCUAUCUCUUGCCUGUGUUGCCAAUGGCAACCCUACUCCGACCAUCACCUGGCUGAAAGAUGGCAGUGUGAUUCAAAGAACAAAAGAUCAGAAGGGACCCUUAUCUCUGCGAGCAGUGAGCAUGCAGUCAGCAGGACAGUACACAUGCCACGCCUCCAAUUCUGAGGGAAACAUGACCCAUGUGACGGCAGUGAAGAUCAAAGGUCCACCUGUCAUCAUAGUUCCUCCAAAAAGCAUCUCGCUCAACAUGUCCCAGAAUGCAUAUCUCCGGUGCCAGGCGGUGGCCGAUCCCCCUAACAUGACCUAUGUGUGGCAGAAAGGUGGAGAAAAUGUCUACCACAUAGAGUCUUUGAAGUCACGAGUGAAGAUCAUGGUUGAUGGAACUCUGCUUAUCUCUGGUCUCCUCCCAGGAGACUCUGGGAACUACACCUGCAUGCCUACCAAUGGCCUGCUGACCCCACCCACUGCCUCUGCCAACCUGACAGUGAUGCACCCAGCCCAGGCUCUUCGAAUGCCCCAGGAAACCUACCUUCCUACAGGUCUGGUUGGUGUGGUUACCUGCCCAGCAGCAGCUCAGCCUCCACUAGUUCGUGUAGAUUGGACAAAAGAUGGAGAGCCACUUGACCUGUCCAUGUAUCCAGGAUGGAGCUUGACAUCAGAGGGUUCUUUGUUCAUGGCCACAGUUAAUGACGAUGCAGCAGGCAUGUACACGUGUACCCCCCGCAACAGCUAUGGCAGUAUGGGUUCAUCUGGGCCAACCUAUGUAAUUUUACAGGAUCCCCCAGCAUUCAGCAUCACUCCAGAGAAGCAGUACAAACAGGAGGUGGGUAGAACCCUUCUCAUCCCCUGUCAAGGAAAUAAGGACCCAACAAUUAAAGUCACCUGGAGCAAGGUUGGCUUGGCUCCUCGUGUUUCUUACUCCAUAGAACCCAAUGGUUCUCUGCUGCUGCAGCCACUUGCUAAGGACCACCAGGGGGCAUGGGAGUGCACCGCUACUAACCGUGUGGCAUCUGUGCAGGCCAGCACACAAGUCUUUGUCCUGGGAACUAGUCCCCAUGCGGCUACCUCUCUGUCCAUCUCUCCAGGGGUGAAACAGGCCAACAUAUCCUGGGAAGCAGGCUUUGAUGGAGGAUCAGCACAGACAUUUUCAGUUUGGGUGAAAAAGAUCUCUGCCAGUGAUAGCGAUGGAAAACGGGACUGGUUUUCUGUCUCUGUGCCCCCCUCCUCUGGCACUAGGCUGCAGGUGACAGGCCUGUCUCCUGCUGCCAAAUACCAGUUCAGCAUCCUGUCUCACAAUAAAAUGGGCACAGGACCCUUCAGUGAGAUUGCCAUCGCAUGGACCUUGGAUGCUCCACUGCGAAGAAGUAAACUAAAGGCUCCUGCAUCACUGUCAGCUAAUCAGAGCUCAGCAGGUGUUGUUCUGCAGUGGUACCUUCCUGAUGCUCAGCACCCUCCCAUCACAGGCUUUGUUCUCCAAUCUCGCACUGAGCAAGGGGAGUGGUUUAAUUUGGUCGAGGACAUCACUGCCAACAGUAGCAAGAUAGUUGUUCCGGGUCUGCACAAGGACUGUUUGUACGAGCUGCGGCUGCUAUCUCGUCGCGGGGAGUUGCUGAGCGAGCCCAGUCCAUCAGUCAAUGUCUCCACCAUGGGGAUGGAGAUGUACCCUGCCACAUCCCGACUCCUGGAGUUUGUCCCAGAGCCAUUACUGACUGGUGUGCUGGGCGGGGCUGCCUUCAUGUGCUUGGCACUGGUCUUGCUGCUGGGCUCUGCCUGUGUCAUCAGCCACAGGAGGAAUAAGCGGCGCAGAAAGAAGAAGGAUGAAAGAUUUCAGGCACCAGCAGUCCAGACAGUGUGUUGAAGAAAAACCUGCUUCCAGCCAGCACCCUCUAUCCCACCACUUCCUCUACCACCACCACCUCCUCCUUGCAGACAGACUGUUCCUCCUUUAGCACUGA
Messenger RNA from Monopterus albus (swamp eel), 2728 nucleotides. Its product is annotated as protein turtle homolog A-like. Gene Ontology annotation, molecular function: protein binding. Lineage: Eukaryota; Metazoa; Chordata; Actinopteri; Synbranchiformes; Synbranchidae. The transcript is spliced from 18 exons. Bases 307 to 2631 code for a protein of 774 amino acids. The record is from RefSeq and is a predicted model, not a curated record. Gene Ontology annotation, biological process: cell-cell adhesion.